Anopheles moucheti is the source of this 1279-nucleotide messenger RNA. It is a transcript of the gene Blos4, whose product is annotated as biogenesis of lysosome-related organelles complex 1 subunit 4. NCBI's taxonomy places the organism in Eukaryota, Metazoa, Arthropoda, Insecta, Diptera, Culicidae. Bases 190 to 735 code for a protein of 181 amino acids. The record is from RefSeq and is a predicted model, not a curated record. Gene Ontology annotation, cellular component: BLOC-1 complex. The transcript has 2 exons.
UGCAAGCAAACAAAAAAAUAAUCAAUGAAAACAAAACACAAUACCAAAACAUUGAAAUACGAUAAGGCUUAUUGUAAAGCAUCGUUGGAAAUAGUUCCGUAUGAAACGAAAUUGCAAGAGAUAUGAUUAAAGCGAGGCAAACUUAUUGAAUAUAGUGCUCAACAGUAGUUCUCGUGAUCAGUCACAAAGAUGGCAGAAGAACUGGCGCACGAUUACUCUGGCUACUUCAAGGCGUCCAAUCUGGAUCAGGAGCUGAAACCCAUCACGGUUGGGAUUGAUCGGAUGAUGUUGCGCUUGGAAGAGUUUGAAAAUUUGCUCGAACUCGUAAAGGCCGAAUCAGGUGUUGCAUUGACACAUAACGUGCCUAAACUGUUGGCUCUAAAACCCGAACUCGACAUUCUGUGCGAUCGUAUCGACAAGUUGGAAAAGUUUGUGAUGAUGGUUGGCCGGAACCUGGACGCGGUUGAGAAACAGGUGCAGAUUGCGGAGGAAGAGCUAGACAUUCCGGACAAAACGAUAAACGUGCUGCUCAAAUCAUUGAACAUUUUUGGCAAACAGAAACCCACCGAACGGUUAACAAACCGGAACGCGAAUGGAGUGUAUGAGCCGGUGGCUGUGUUUAAGACGGAACAAUACUUUCGACCAAACGGGCCAGAACCAAACGUGACCAAUAGGUCAAGCCAAGAGGAUCCGUCGUCCUGUGAAGACUGUGAUACUGGAACACCGGAAAAGUGAAUAUUUUGGUUGGACGAAUAUCUUAACUCCGAAAAUCUUAAAAUAAUGCAACGAAGACAAUGAAGCAGAGCACAAUGUAAGCUCAUAAAACUCUACAAUGAUUAAAUUCUUUUAACAUGAUCAUGAAGACGGAACUGAUAAAUAUGUAUUAGGUUUGUUAAUAUGAGAGAAAGUAAAACAAGGCACUUGGAAUACCCAAUAAUCAGAGGGUACUUCUAUUUGGCUUUACGGCGAGCUUGACCCGAUGUAGAUGAGAAUCUAACCAUGACGGUUCGGUGUAUUUAGCCGAAUUCUUGGGUAAAUCGCGGCCUGUGGAUGUGCAGAAGAAACCCUAUCAUUAAAACCUACUUCGUUCGAUGGACCAUACUUGCAAAUGAGCAACACGUCCACAAUCGAAACAACGAGAGAGACGAACUGAUAAAAAACAUUCGAAGUUUUCCAACUGUUAUGUUUAAUCUUUUCAGAUCCAAUCACUUCAAUUUAUUUUAUUCGAGAACAUAUUGUAGGGCCGAGUCAUUGCAUCGCGAGGAAUAAUAAAUAUUUU